Messenger RNA from Symbiodinium necroappetens, 1332 nucleotides. The record is from the annotation of a GenBank genome assembly. NCBI's taxonomy places the organism in Eukaryota, Dinophyceae, Suessiales, Symbiodiniaceae.
AUGGAUUCAUUUCGGCUUGCACAGCUCUUUAUCAAGGGCCACAGCAGCAAGCUUCGCUUGCACAUUGAAGCUGCAAGGACUGUGCUGACUUACGCACUGGCUGGAGUUUCUGGUGCGAAUUUUUCACCGGCUGUCACUCUAGCGCUUUAUCUGAGCAAGAGGCUCGGCGGGCCAGGACUUGAUGCCUCUGUUGCGGGGAUGUAUGCUUUGGUCCAGCUGGUAGGUGGGAUCUGCUGCGGAUUCUGCUUUGUCAACAUGUUUGCAGAUUCUUUCAGGCUUGGUCCUGGAGCAGGAUUCAGCUGGGUCGAUGCCUGCUUCUGCGAAGCCAUGUAUUCUUGCCUCUUCUGCUUCGUGGUCCUGAACACCACUGCAGCAAGAGCUUACAGCUCAGAAGGGAACGAGUUCUACGGCAUGGCAAUCGGAGCAAUGGCCCUUGCAGCCUCCUAUGCGGCAGGGCCUGUCUCUGGAGGCCUCCUCAAUCCGGCCAUCACAGUGGGCGUCGAUUUUGCAGGAGCAGGUGCCGGAUUUGGAAAGUCUUUGGUGUAUGCGAUCUUCCAGUUGCUGGGAGCAGGCAUUGCUGCGUUUCUCUUCAAAAUGGUUCGGCCGAUGGAUUUCGACGAACCGGAGUCACCAAGGACGAGGCUGAUCAGCGAGAUCAUUGGGACGUUUGCUUUGGUGGUGGUGACUGUUGGCCUCUCUGCGCUGGCGAAGACAUCGAUGGCCGUUGUCGCCAUUGCUGGGCCCGAGUCGGCUUUUCGUUCCUUUUGGGCUGCUUGGAGGUCCGGCGCUCACUUCAACCCUGCGGUUACAGUGGCGGUUCUGCUAAGUGGCCAUGAUGCAGACAUGACCCCCAAGCGUGCCGUCCAUUACAUUGGGUCGCAGCUGCUGAGCUGUGUGUUGGCAGGAUGGUGCUUUUGUCUUCUGUACAAUGGCAGCUCCUUUGUGUUGGGCCCUGGCCAAGGCUUCAGCCUGACCGCAGCUGCAGUUGCGGAAAUGUUCUUCACUGCGCUUCUGGCAUUCGUGGUUCUGGGAGUUGCUGUAUCGCCGAAAACCAAGAGCUCGCAGCUCUUCGGAUUGGCAAUAGGACUUUGCAUUGUGGUGGGUGGUUCGUCAGCUGGCAAUAUCUCGGGAGCCUGUCUAAACCCCGCUGUGUCUAUCGGCAUUGCAGCCAGCACGGCAGGAUGGGCUGCUACCAAAACAGCUUUGCGGUAUUGCUUCUUCCAGCUCCUGGGAGGAAGCAUCGCAGGCGGCGUGGUUCAUCUCCUUCACAGUGAAAUAAUCACCGUGAACGGACACGGGGAGACGUCCAAGCUCAUCUUCGGGCAUGCCUGA